AUGGCCCACACUCGCAUGCGACUGCUCUUGGCAGUAAUCCUGCUCUUCAUUCUGACCUGUCUUCUGGCCCCAUUCCUGUGGAAUCUUUACCUCCUCCUCCGACUACCUUUCGUCUGGAAAGGUUCCUCGACAGAUGCCAUUGUUACCCAGGAGCAUGAUGCAUUCGACCCAACCUUUGCCGCCUACGACAGCAGCUAUUCCACAGCUGACUCCGGCCUCCCCGUCCUCAUCCCCGCGCGACUACACCACGUCCACCUAGGCCCAGAGCCAAUCCGGCCCGAAUGGAAGACAGCUCGCGACGAAUGUCUAGCGCAGCAUCCCACCUGGGAAUUCUUCCUCUGGGACGACCGAAAUGCCACCCGCUUCGUCCAAAACCAUUACCCGCAUUUCCUACCCACCUGGGACAGUUACACCCAUCUGGUGCAGCGGGUAGACGCUCUACGAUACAUGAUUCUGCAUACUUACGGAGGCGCAAUCCUCGAUUUCGACCUCGCGUGCAAACGCCCCCUCGAACCCCUCCGACGCUUCGACUUCGUCGCCCCAGCCGCCAACCCCGUCGGCAUCUCCAUCGGAAUGAUGCUGUCGUCACCGAAUAAUACCUACGUGGGGGAUUUAGUCCGAAACCUGCCCAAUUUUAAUCGUCGGUGGUCGCUUCUCCCUUAUAUUACGGUGAUGUUUAGUACGGGGUGUCAUUAUGCUUCUACGAUAUACACCAUGCAACGCAAUACCUCCAACCUGCGCAUUCUUACCGGUCCUCCCGAGAACCCGAAACUGCAUAUGCUUAAUGGGUUGGUGGAUACUCCGCUUUUUCAUCAUCUGGGGAGUUCGUCGUGGCAUGAGAUGGAUGCCAAGUUGAUCAAGUCGUUUGCGGGUUUUGAUCAGCGGUUAUCGUUUGGGAUGGUUCUGGUGGCGGGGGCGGGGGCGAUGUGGGCUAUGGGGUUGUGUGUUUCGAGAGUGAGGAGGUGGGGAGGACAGGGGAGGAAGGGGGUUGGUGAGGGUUGUGGGGGUAUUUGGGGGAGAUAG
This is a messenger RNA of Aspergillus sclerotioniger CBS 115572, 1023 nucleotides long. RefSeq names its product glycosyltransferase family 32 protein. Bases 1 to 1023 code for a protein of 340 amino acids. NCBI's taxonomy places the organism in Eukaryota, Fungi, Ascomycota, Eurotiomycetes, Eurotiales, Aspergillaceae. The record is from RefSeq and is a predicted model, not a curated record. The transcript has 3 exons. Gene Ontology annotation, biological process: mannosyl-inositol phosphorylceramide biosynthetic process. Gene Ontology annotation, molecular function: mannosyltransferase activity.